This is a messenger RNA of Lolium rigidum, 1257 nucleotides long. RefSeq names its product polygalacturonase ADPG2-like. The coding region runs from base 1 to 1257 and encodes 418 amino acids. The transcript is spliced from 9 exons. NCBI's taxonomy places the organism in Eukaryota, Viridiplantae, Streptophyta, Magnoliopsida, Poales, Poaceae. The record is from RefSeq and is a predicted model, not a curated record. Gene Ontology annotation, molecular function: polygalacturonase activity. Gene Ontology annotation, biological process: carbohydrate metabolic process.
AUGGAUUUUGUUCUUAUCGGCCAAUUUUUUUUGCCUGGCGGAUCUUCAAUCCGGCAGAGUGUUGGAGCAGAACGUAUCGUCUUGUUCUUCUUGGUGGUGGUGCUGCUUGCACUGUCGGCAGCUCGAUCUGCGGCAGGGCAGCAAGGCAAAAGCUACAGUGUCAUGGAUUUCCAUGCCGCUGGGGAUGGCAACACUGAUGAUGCAAAGGCGUUUGCAGCGACAUGGAACGCAACUUGCAGCGACAGCAGUUCGCCGACCAUGCUCAUCCCUGGAGGAAGGACAUUCUUGCUGAGCGAGAUCAGGUUGAGAGGACCCUGCAGCUCGCCGAUCACCGUGCAGUUGGACGGUGGCAUCGUGGCGCCAAACGUCAUUUGGACGACGACAGCAGCGAACCUGCUGACCUUCUACAGAGUCGACAACCUGACGGUGGAGGGGAGCGGCCAGAUCGACGGCAACGGCGCCAUCUGGUGGGCUUGCUUCAAACAAAAGAAAUGCAGUGUCCGGCCAAUUCUGCUGUCGUUCUCAAGCUGCAACAACCUAUUGGUGAGGAAUAUACACCUGAAGAACAGCCCAGACAAGCACAUGACCUUGCACCGGUGCAGCCAGGUGAACGUGUACAACGUCUUCGUCACGGCUCCGGGCGACAGCCCUAACACGGACGGGAUCAGCAUGUCGAUCUCCGACCAUGUGUAUAUCUCCUCUUGCUCCAUCCAAAGCGGAGAUGAUUGUAUAUCGAUUCUAUCAGGCACCACUGAUGUUAAUAUCACAGAUAGUACAUGCGGACCUGGUCAUGGCAUCAGUGUGGGGAGCCUUGGGUGUGACGGUUCGACAUCACUCGUGGAAAGGAUUACAGUAUCCAACUGCACCUUCUCUAGAACUAUGACCGGCGUGAGGAUCAAAUCGUGGCAGGGAGGGAGGGGCAGUGCAAACGGGUUCCUUUUCGAGAACCUCAAGAUGAAAGAAGUCCAACAUCCUAUUGACAUUGACCAGUUCUAUUGUCCCCCGGGAAACUGUCAACCACAGGAUGGUGCUGUGGCAAUAUCCGACGCUAGAUUCAUCAACAUCCAGGGGACAUCCUCCGACCCCGAGGCCAUCAAGAUCAUGUGCAGCAAGAGCGUGCAGUGCCGCGGCAUCUAUCUCGACAACGUUAACCUCUCCUACUCUGGGCAUACUGCUCAAACACGAGCAACAAUUUUAAAUGCCUAUGGAACCAUUGCGGGCAUGGUGAAACCAGAAGUACGGUUCCUGGGCACUUGA